AGAAGACUUGGAGUGGAGUGCACAAGUCAUGUGCACUAUAUUUAUGACACUUUUUCCCCAUUCACAGCAUGAACACUCAUCAAAACCUCUUGUUUUGUGUUACGUUCAAGAAUAAAACAUUCAUGUUUGGAACCACAUGACGCGGCUCAUUGAGCCUUACUGCGCAGGUGGACUGUACCACUUUCACCUGCAGAGGGGGGAAACGCGAGACCUCAUUAACUUCAGCACCUGGACAGCGACCGUCCCGGAAACCCUCCUCUGGUGUAACAAUGCGAGCAUUCAGUGGAACGAUAUUCCUCCAAGACAUGCUUUGACAAACAAUGCGAUUUCCGAGACCUUUUCUUGCUGGGAUAAACAGAAAGCUGGCUGUAUUGCGCACGUAUAUCUCGCAGAAACAGCGCCAGUCCUGAGGCUUCCCUUCCGCGCAGGGAGGGUGCGAAUGAAGGAAGGACAAAACGCCGCGGUUCUCUUUGUUUACAUCGGAAAAAAAGUGAGAAUGCGACGGAUUGUCGGACUGGAGGUGCCGCUGAUAUUGUGGAUAUGGAGUGUUUAUGUGAAGCUCAGCGCAGGAGCCCAGAGGUGUGAUGAGGUGUUGGCUUCACCCCUUCCCUACAGCGCCUUCACCAGCUCCUCCGUGUUGGCAGCUGAUUUUGGCGCUGGCUAUGCAAAACUCAACAGGAGAGUAGGCAAUGGAGGAUGGUCACCGUUAGACUCCGACAGGUACCAGUGGCUACAGGUGGACCUCAGGGCCAGGAAACAGAUCACUGCCAUAGCAACACAGGGCAGAUACAGCAGCUCUGAUUGGACGAAGCACUACAGGCUUUUCUACAGUGACACAGGAAGCAACUGGAAGCCGUAUCGGCAGGACAGCAACAUAUGGACAUUUUCAGGUAACUGGAACUCAGAACGGGCCGUGCGGCAUGAACUGCAGCACCCUUUCGUGGCUCGAUACGUGCGUUUCAUCCCGCUGGACUGGAGUGAGGAGGGGAAAAUUGGUCUGAGAGUGGAGAUCUAUGGCUGUGCUUACUGGGCGGACGUGAUCAGCUUUGAUGGCCAGGGAGUGAUUUCCUAUCGGUUCAGACAGAAAAAGAUGAAGAUCUUGAAGGAUGUGAUAUCACUGAAGUUUAAGACCACUAAAGGAGACGGCAUUUUGCUGCACGGAGAGGGACAACAGGGCGAUUAUAUCACUCUAGAGCUACAGCAGGCCAAACUACUGCUGCAGAUCAACCUGGGCAGUAAUCAGUACGGCUCCAUUCAGGGUCACACAUCAGUGUCUAGCGGCAGCCUGUUGGAUGACGACCAUUGGCACUCUGUUCUGAUUGAACGAUACAGACGCAGCGUCAACUUCACGCUCGACCAGCACACACAGAGCUUCCGCACAAAUGGAGAGUUUGACCACCUGGAUCUGGACUACGAAAUUACAUUUGGAGGGAUGCCAGUGUCUGCCAAGCCCAGCUCAGGAGCCAGAGAGAACUACAUCGGCUGCAUGGAGGCCAUUCAUUACAACGGGGACAACAUUACUAACCUCGCACGCAGGAGAAAAGUAGACACCUCCAGCUUUCAUAACCUGACGUUCUCUUGCACGGAAUCACGCACGUACCCAGCCUUCUUUAACUCCACCGGCUCCUUGCAGCUUCCGGGUCGGACUGACGCAGACACAGUGUCGGUCAGACUUCAGUUUCGGACAUGGAAUCCCAGCGGUCUGCUGUUCUUUACUCCACUCAUGCCUGGAGGGGUGGAGGUCAGCCUGGUGGAGGGUAAAGUUACUGUCCACAUCUAUGUCGCACUGGGCAAGAAUACACGUGUGGACAUAUCCUCAGGGUCUGGUCUUAAUGAUGGACAGUGGCACAGCGUUCACUUCCUGGCACUGGAGAGCAUUGCCAUGUUGACCAUUAAUGGAGACGAGAUGUCCACAGUGAGAGCUGCACUCCCUAUUCAGAUCAGGACAGGAGGAGAUUAUUUUUUCGGAGGAUACUUCCCGCGGACAGACCUUUCUCCAUCCCAGCGCUCCUUUCAGGGCUGCAUGCAGCUCAUACAUGUCGAUGACCAGUUGGUCGACUUGCAAUCUGUGGAGCAAGGCAUGCUGGGUAGCUUUGAGAACGUCAGCCUGGAUAUGUGUGCCAUCAUAGACAGGUGUGUGCCAAACCACUGUGAACAUGGAGGCAAGUGCUCUCAAACUGGAAACACGUUUAAAUGUGCCUGUGAAGGCACUGGAUACUCUGGUGCCACCUGCCACAACUCUGUGUAUGAGCAGUCAUGUGAGGAGUACAAACACUUGGGCCGAAGCUCAGACACAUACUGGAUCGAUCCAGACGGCAGCGGACCCCUUGAGCCAUUCAGAGUCACCUGCAAUAUGAUGGAAGACAAAGUGUGGACCACCAUUGUGAACGACCUUCCAGCUCAAAGUUCUGUGGCAGCAGGAUCCAGACCUGAAGACAAGACUGUGCUCACACUCAAUUACAGCAUGUCUGCUGAACAGGUGAAUGCCAUCACCAGCAGCGCUGAGCUCUGUGAGCAGCAUGUGGCGUACAUGUGCUACAAAUCACACCUGCUCAACUCGCCAGAUGGUUCUCCGUCAACGUGGUGGGUCGGCAGGGGGAACGAGAAGCACUUCUACUGGGGUGGCUCAGGACCGGGCGUGCAGAAAUGUGCCUGUGGCAUUGAACGCAACUGCACAGAUCCCAGAUACUACUGCAACUGUGAUGCGGAUCUGAGGCAAUGGAAAGAGGAUGCUGGUGUGUUGAUGUAUAAGGAUCAUCUGCCUGUCAGUCAGGUAGUGGUUGGCGAUAUACACCGCUCUGGAUCCGAAGCCAAACUCACUGUUGGGCCGCUCCGCUGCCAAGGAGAUCGUCACUACUGGAACGCAGCGUCCUUCAACACACCUGCAUCUUAUCUUCAUUUUCCCACCUUCCAAGCCGAGACCAGCGCAGACGUUUCCUUCUAUUUUAAGACUUCAGCCUCACAUGGCGUCUUUCUGGAAAACCUGGGCAAUCCAGAUUUCAUUCGCUUAGAACUCAAAUCUGCUACGGUGGUGUCAUUCUCAUUUGAUGUGGGCAACGGGCCUGUGGAGUUAAUGGUACGCUCAUCUACACCCCUCAAUGAUGACCAGUGGCACAAGGUGGAGGCGGAACGGAAUAUUAAGGAGGCUGUUUUGCGAUUGGACAAGCUGCAUAGGGAGGUGCGGUCAGCCCCGCAUCAGGGCCACACCCGCCUGCAGCUCUUCAGUCAACUGUUUGUAGGAGCCUCAGGGGGGCAGAGAGGAUUUCUGGGUUGCAUUCGUUCCCUGAAGGUCAACGGGGUGACACUUGACCUUGAGGGCAGGGCAAAGGUCACACCAGGGGUGAAGCCUGGAUGCUCGGGUCACUGCAGCAGCUACGGAAUGCAUUGCCAAAAUGGAGGGAAAUGUAUUGAGAAAUACAACGGAUACUCGUGCGACUGCAGUCUGACCGCCUUCGACGGGCCUUUCUGCAAUGAUGAUGUUGGUGGGUACUUUGAGAGUGGGACCCUGGUGCGGUACGACCUCAUGUCAGAGAGCAGCUCUCCUCCAGCAGUUAAAGAAGGUGACUCUGGAUUCCUAAGCUCAGUGGGUAAUCUGACCCAUGAGGAGCUGAGCUUUAGUUUCAGCACGUCCCACACGCCCGCCGUUCUCAUUUACAUUAGCUCCAAGACGCAGGACUACCUGGCUGUGGUGCUGCGGCAAAAUGGUACUCUACAGGUCCGCUAUAACCUGGGGGGAUUGAGGGAGCCGUUCACCAUCAGCCUGAAUCAUCGUAACAUGGCGAACGGUCAGCCCCAUAACAUCAACAUCACCCGACAGGACAGACUCAUUCAGCUGCAGGUGGAUCAUUAUCCCACAGUAGGCUACACUCUUCCUGAAGCCUCAGAUGCUGAAUUUAACCUUGUGAAGACAAUAUUCCUUGGAAAAGUUUUUGAAACGGGUCAGAUUGAUCCGGUGUUGAUAGAGCGAUACAACACCCCAGGAUUCGUGGGCUGUCUCUCCAGAGUGCAGUUCAACCGCAUCGCCCCGCUGAAGGCCGCCCUGAGGACCGCACUGCCCUCCACAGCCUCCAUACAGGGAGUCCUGGUGGAGUCCAACUGCGGGGCGUCUCCACUCACAGUGCCGCCCAUGUCUGCAGCCUUUGACCCCUGGCACCCAGAUUCAGCCGGUGCCCAGUUCCCAUUCAACGAGGAACAGGUCAGCCGUGAUGGUGUCAACAGAGACUCUGCAAUAAUUGGAGGCAUCAUCGCAGUGGUGAUUUUCUCCAUCCUCUGCACGCUGGUGUUUCUGGUGCGUCACAUGUUCCGUCACAAGGGCUCCUACCACACAAACGAGGCCAAGGGGGCGGAGUCUGCCGACUGCGCCGAUGCAGCAAUCAUCGUGAAUGACCCCGCCUUCACAGAGACAAUCGACGAGAGCAAAAAGGAGUGGUUUAUUUAGCCAUGCCCCUUGGGAGGGGCUUCAUUCUCUGACAUGGAUACCCUGAGGGAUACGUCAAGGGCAAGAGUUUUUUUGAGUAGCCGAUGUGAAAUGGACACUUGGCAGGUCCUGUUCUGUGCACUGACUGGCAUGUCUGUUCUGUAAUUAUUUUGUAUGUAAGCGAGUACAGCACAAGGACUUCUGUAAGAUCAUAUUCAUCUCAUACACACAGGAAUAUUCAAUGGACGAUGGUAAAAAAAAACAACAACUGAUGCAUUUUUAUCAUUGCAAUACUGGUCUGUUAACAAAUGCAUUUGACGUGUGUUCAGCAAACAUGAAUGCACCAAAUACUCCAAUAGCACAACGGAAUGUGUACAGAAUGCACAAUUAUGUUUCCGAUAAUGACAUUUGAUUGUAUUUAACAUUUUGUUGUCAGCAUCUUCAGGACAAUAAUAUAUUGUAGCAUGGUAAUCAGCCAAUUGCAUUUCUGAAUCAUUCACCAAUGUUAAUGCAGCACUUUUGUAUCUCAUGGUAAAUGUUCUUUACAGUUAUCAGAAUUCAGUGUUAUUUAUCUGUUUCUCCAUAAGUGCUUGUUCAACCUCUCUGGAAAACGUGAUAGGCAGUUCGGAGGGUUUUUAUAAGGAGAAUGCUCUUUAAAAUACGAAAACUCUAGAUAGAGAUUUUAGUUCAGAUGUGUUCAGUAGUACAAGAUCAUGAACGGUCCAUUUGCUCCAGUCUCUUUUAAUGUGCCUCAAAGGUUCAAGAUUUCUUCUGGCCAAGCAUGGAUUUUGUGAUAGAUUUGAUGGCCCUUACAUGUUAAUAUAGAAGAAAGAUUACUUUUGUGUGUGUGAGUGUGUUCGCAGUUUAAUGCACUGCUUAUUUGAAAUCAGCCGCAGCAGCACAAAUUUAUGUAUAAACCAUUUUUACUAUUGUCUUGAUUGUGCUUGGUUAAGUCAUUUUUAUUUCUUAACUAUGUCUGAAUUACGCAAAGGAGCAUUUCUGUAUUUCUGGCAGUUUAUUAACAUGGUCUCAUAAGAGUUUGCCCUCUCUGCUCAUGUGAAUCCACUAACAAGAGUAUUAUUCAUACAUCAGAUAGAUUACAAAACCUGGUUUAUAAUAAAGCACUACAAUAAAGUU
Molecule: messenger RNA, 5554 nt
Organism: Megalobrama amblycephala (Wuchang bream)
Lineage: Eukaryota; Metazoa; Chordata; Actinopteri; Cypriniformes; Xenocyprididae
Gene: cntnap2b
Product: contactin associated protein 2b
Exons: 26
Coding region: 137-4438 (1433 amino acids)
Source: RefSeq, a predicted model, not a curated record